AUGAAGUCGAACUUCAUCCACCUCGCCGCUCUCCUAGGCACAGCCAGUACAGUGGCAGCCCAUGGAUACGUCACUAAAAUCGAAGUUGCCGGCACAGAAUAUCCCGGAUACAGCCCCGAUACCGGCGUAACCACGGGGUUGAUCGCCUGGUCCACCGAUGCCACUGACCAGGGCUACGUCCAGGACCUGCAUUCCCCCGAUAUCAUCUGUCAUAGAGGCGCAGUACCCGGCGACAUCUCCACUGAAGUCCCAGCCGGUGGCACUGUCACCGUCACCUGGAGUACAUGGCCCGAAGACCACAGAGGGCCCGUCCUGGACUACCUCGCGAACUGCAAUGGCGAAUGCACCAACGUUGACAAGACGACCCUCAAGUUCUUCAAGAUCGACGAGGGCGGUUAUGGAGACAACCAAUGGGCAACUAACAAACUCAUCCAACAGGAAGCCAGCUGGGAUAUUACCAUCCCUCAGGAUCUAAAGGCAGGGAACUACGUCUUGCGCCAUGAGAUAAUUGCUCUGCAUAGUACUACCAAUGGACCGCAACCGUAUCCCCAGUGCGUUAACCUUAAGGUUACAAGCGGUGGUACUUCCGAGCCUGCUGGUGUGCCCGGGAUCGAGCUGUACAAGGGAGAUGAGCCUGGCUUGAAUAUGAACAUCUGGGACGAGAAGGCUGUGCCGAACUAUCAGAUUCCAGGGCCGAAGCUUUUUGCCGCGGGUGAUGCUGGCGAUGCGGAAGCUACUGGUUCUUCUACUUCUUCAUCUGCUGGGGCUUCUACUUCUUCUACUUCCUCUACUGGGUCUUCUACAUAUCCUACGAGUGCAUCCAGUACACCUGCAGCUACCCUUACCCCAGGCUCAGCCUCUAGCACACCCCUAUUUACCUCACCAUCCAGCCAGCCCACAGUCACAGGCCCAGGCACAGGGACAAGCCCAAGCCCAGGCACAAGUCCGUCCAAAACAGCAUGCACCGCGAAAUCCAGCGGCAAGGCGGCAUCGGCCACAGGGACUGGAAGCGGCAGCUCACACCUAGCCGGACCCUCUAGCACACCAGCACGAUGUGGAGCGGCGUCAAAUACGUCUUUUGUUACUAUCUCCAUGACCACAACGAGUGUUACGACCGAGUUCAAGACGGUGACUACCACGAAGUUCCGGACUGAUACGGUGUCGGAGACGGAGACGGUGACGGAUACUGUCACGCCGACUACGUGUGGCUUUGGGCAGUCGACUGUUACUGUUAGUGCUAAUUGCUGA
Aspergillus puulaauensis is the source of this 1248-nucleotide messenger RNA. RefSeq lists its product as uncharacterized. The record is from RefSeq and is a predicted model, not a curated record. NCBI's taxonomy places the organism in Eukaryota, Fungi, Ascomycota, Eurotiomycetes, Eurotiales, Aspergillaceae. The transcript has a single exon. Bases 1 to 1248 code for a protein of 415 amino acids.